AUGGCCUGCCUGUAAGUCUUAAGAUUGAAGUAUGAACAAAUGGCGCUAAUUUGGAAAUGCUAAUCCACAUUUUGAAAGAUAACCGUUUGAGAGUAUUCCCGCUCAGUCUAGGUGACAUGGCAAACAAGGCUGUGCAAACACCUUGAACUCCCCCAUGAUAUCUACAGGCACAAAGUCAGCCUGACCACUACUACAGUGUCACCACAGGCUAAUACAGUACACUCUACCUGGCCGUUGCCCAUUACUCCUUCGUUGAUAGGUAAGGACUGAGAAAGGUGAGGGCUUUUCAGGUACUGCUACGAUAACACUCUCGACGGGCUUAUUGAACGACACAUUAACAUUUCCUUUAAAAUGUCAUCUACACUGAGAAUGGUGAUGCUGUUCAGCAUGAUGGGUGAGUAACUUAUUGUUCCUGUAUUAUACUUUUUUUUAAACAGUAAUGAGGAAGGAUUUUGUACCUACUGUAUAUAUCUUGGCCUUACACAUUGGAGUGUUACAUAUUUGAGAUUAAAGGAUCAUGUUCAAGCAGAGGAAAAUACUCAUAAAAGUAAAAAAAAUGAUAUGUUUUUUAACAGUCUUCUUUUUUCUAGGAUGUGGGCAUUUAAUGACAGUGAUGGUUCCCCAGAAAUCUAUGAACGUGACAAAUGGUGAAAGUGCUCUUCUCCAGUGCACGUUUGUAACCACCGCGCAGAACACCAGCGACCUCAUCAUCCAGUGGAGUUUUGUUGCCAAAACCUCCAUUGUGCCACAGCAGGUAUGUAGACUGACGUUACUAUGUCUUACGUUGCCACAAUGUCACACUCCCUGUGUCCUCAAAGUCACCUGGACCAUUCUACACACCCAGUGCUCCAAAGGAUAUUGUUCGGUUCAUGGACAAAAGUGCUAAAGGCAAUGUUAUUGCACUUACAGAGUCUGAAUUUGAAAAUGUGUGAUCAAACUGCUUUCAGGUAUACAUGGAAAUUCAGGAGAGUCAUUGCAGUUGUUGUGCAUGCGAUUGAAUCAUAUGAGGUCCCACAAGGAUUGAUGAUUUGAUUUGUUUUAUUAUUAUUGUGUCAUGCAUCUUCUGGAUGCCCAGCCCACAUGGGCUUAUAAGACACUGUAUUUGCUUUAGCAAAAUAAAAUAAUCAUGUCUAUAUAUGCACACAUACAUACACAGUAUAUAAACAUACGUUCAUACAGCAGUGAAAAACAGUUGAGAGAACAAAACAAAAACAUUUCAAAUAUACAACUGAUCUUGUCAUGUCUUCCAAGCUGGACACAUAAUUUGCAACCAGGAAUACUUAUUUCCUAAAUAGCCAUUAAAGUUUUUCUAAUUCAGAAUAGUUCCUGUUAUCUUGCAACAUUUUAUCAAACAGUAUAAUUCUCAAAUCAUCAUAUAAAGUACAAUAAAAUAAAAAGUGGAGUUCAUUCUGGACUGCCCCUAAAUCACAAACAGUACAUAGUUGCUCUUGAUUGUUGUGCUUCAGUAUGUUGGUGCUUCAGUAUUUUCAUAAAAGCCGAAGCAGGUAGUAUUCAAUAUGGUGGUUGCUCUUGAGAGCCCAUUUUGUGACACACCCUAGCAAGACAACAAAGAGCACAGUCACCAGAGCACAAGUGGCUCCCUGCCCUCUUACCAGAGGCAGUGUUACAGUAGAGCAGAACCUCAGACCUCAGAAUUCUCAUGUCACACAGUCUCACUAACACUUGGGGUUGCUCCAACAUUUUUGGCAUAUUGUAACCUUCUUCUGUAGAAUGAGUAGUCUCUGAAAUAUCAACACGAAAUCUGUCAGUGCACAAAUUGUGUUUUUAGUAAGAAAUGGUUGUCCAGUGGUUGCUUUUAUGCAGGCUCUAAGACAUUCUUGCUGUUACUUUCUAGGUGUAUUACUCUCAGUCAGGAGAGGACGUUAUUUCUAAACCGUAUGAAGGCAGGUUGAAGCCUCCCACCUAUCCAACUACUGGGAAUGCCUCAAUAACAAUAAGCAACAUGCAAGUGUCAGAUGCAGGGGCCUACACCUGCGAAGUCCACAACUUCCCUGAUGUCAAUGGGAAGACUGAGGCCACUAUCAUUGUCAACGUUCUUGGUAAGUUUUGUUUUUACAUUUGGUCAAAUGCUUUGAAAUUAGUAAUGGUUUAUUUAAUCAAUUAAUACAAUGAAGUCACAUAUAAUAGUAACGUAAAUCUUCUUCCUAUUUCAGUGUCAACACAACACACAAGCAGAUCUAUGAAAUAGUUACCCUGUUUUUCCUAGUCUGAGUUUUGUGAUCAUUGAAUUACAUGCCUUCUGUGAUUCCACACAUCCACAGAGUUACCAGGCCAACCUUGCAGGCCUCAGUGUCCACAGUAGUUUCCAUGGGAACUGGAGCAGACUAGUCUCUUCAUUGUCAGUGUCAGAAAUUAGAACAGGAACACAGGAGUACAAGACCGCCUCCCGACAUGUCUCGUACUCCACAGGAAUAGACUGGAGAGACACAUGACUAUUUUAAAUUAAAUUAAUAAUUCCCAGUUCGAUGGAGCAGAGAGGUUGUAGUGAAGCAUUACGGUGAAGGUAUUACACUGUAUUCAGUCCUACCAUAGAAAUGGUCUUGGCCUUUUAUUUUUAAUACUGUGUAUCUAUACACAUUUGAUUGUACAAAUCCACAAUGGCUGCUCAUCUUGCAAAUAUAUCAUUGUCUUAAUUGGUAAUGUCUGUUGUAUAAAUUCUUCAUUUUAGUCACCGUAAACACUGCCAGGAUAAUGGUGUACAGUACAAUGCCACCUUUGUCACCAUAGCAAAGUAUAAGAGACACUCAGGGGGAUGAUAUCAUCUUUACUAGACUGCUCAUGUUUGAAUGUACCACAGUAACGACUCGUAUCAAGUCCUGGCAUUCAGUGUUCAGCAUGAAAACGUCAACGGUACCUACUACUAAACCAAAUCCUGAAUGUUUAAAACCACAAGUAGGACCAGCGGGCUGGCCUACAGUUGAAUUUGUAGUUGACAGAGUGUUCUGCUGUGUAUAGUGUAUAAUGUACAGAUUAAUCAUUGAUCGCACAUGAAUUGCACUUUUCUACCUGUAUUUAUUGUAUAUGUUCUUUGUCUAUGUUUGAUUAUGUUUUUAUCUAUGCAUAGAGCCGCUACCAAAAUGUCCCCACAGGGAUAAUAAAGUCAUUAUUUUAAAUAGUUAGCUACUGGUCCAGGGCAAAGUGUUGACUUUUAUGUCUAACUUGGCUAUACCCUUUGGGCACUUUCUCUCCCUGCCAGUAGUUGGAUCAACUGGGUCCAGCUUGCAGUAUAUUACGUAAGGUUAACACUUGCUCUCUCUCUCUAUCACAUGGUCUGUAAGAGAGGCCAUCUGUGCCCUUCUGUGCUGUCCAUGGUGAUGUGGAGUCUGGUCACCUGGUUACCCUCACCUGCCACAGUGAGUGGGGAAGCCCCACCCCCACCUAUACCUGGACCAGACUGGAUCAGGAAAAGACCAAGAAACCUGUAAUGGGGAACACUGGUGGGUUGCCAUACUGUUCCUCUGUAGAACACGUUCCCCAUCACUCUGUUGUUCUCUGAUUCAUUAGAAUGCUUUUACUAGACUUGUGUUCCUUCUUUUUCUUUUCAGAUCCGAAAAUAGGAUCCUUGUACAUCAGAAACAUAUCCCAGUUUGAGUUUGGAGAGUAUCAUUGCACUGCCUCUAACGCUGUAGGAUCUGCUACUUGCACUGUGGAGCUCAACCAUGGUAUGGGUAAUAUAUACGUAUGCUGUUGUUUUUACUUUUAUUGAAUGUGGCAGAUCUUAUAUAAUAUCAUCUUUAAACACACUGCUGUAACUAAUCUUACCAAUAACCCACCAUUAACAGAGUUAAGAGACGGGGCCAUUGCUGGUGCAGUCAUUGGAGCACUUCUUGGAGCUGUCCUUAUUAUCCUUAUCAUCUGGUACAUGACACACUCCAUGAAGAAGCAGAAAUACAAGACUGCAAAGGCAACAGAGAUGCAGUGAGUGAUUAUGAUUUGUGCUGCUUUUAACUCAUUGACAAUAAUACAAUUAAAAUGUAUGGUGCAGUGUUUUACCUAUAGUUUCCCUUUCCCCCGCCAGAGCCAUCCCUAAGAGUUCGGCCACAGUGGCGUAUGAAGGCGUCCCUACCAGGGGGAGUGGCCAUCAAGCCUAUGAGAACUCUGGAGGGGUUCCUAUGGCAACAAGCAGCCACAUCCAUUCUGACGCUGACGGAGAGAAGGCUGAAGCUUAG
Messenger RNA from Coregonus sp. 'balchen', 4190 nucleotides. NCBI's taxonomy places the organism in Eukaryota, Metazoa, Chordata, Actinopteri, Salmoniformes, Salmonidae. The record is from the annotation of a GenBank genome assembly.